Pundamilia nyererei is the source of this 403-nucleotide messenger RNA. RefSeq names its product calcium-binding mitochondrial carrier protein SCaMC-3-like. The transcript is spliced from 2 exons. NCBI's taxonomy places the organism in Eukaryota, Metazoa, Chordata, Actinopteri, Cichliformes, Cichlidae. Gene Ontology annotation, biological process: transmembrane transport. The annotation marks the transcript as partial. Gene Ontology annotation, molecular function: calcium ion binding. The record is from RefSeq and is a predicted model, not a curated record.
UUUGGGACCCUUGUGCUCCUGAAUACAUCUGUUAUACAAAUGUCAGAGGAUGUGAUGUCACUUUGUCAUCCAGUUAAUGAGGGCGAGAAACAGUGAGCAUUAACCGGCCCUAACCUUCUCUCUUUCUCCCAGUAUGGACAGAGAUGGGACUAUGACUAUUGACUGGAAUGAAUGGCGUGAUCACUUCCUGUUCAACCCUUUGCACAACAUGGAGGAAAUUGUCCACCACUGGAAGCACUCCCAUAUGUUUGACAUCGGGGAACACCUGACAGUGCCUGAUGAGUUUUCAGAGCGGGAGCGGCAAUCAGGUUUGGUAUGGAGGCAGCUGGUUGCUGGAGCCAUGGCAGGGGCAGUGUCCCGGACAGGAACUGCUCCACUGGACCGUCUCAAGGUCUUCCUGCAA